GGGGGCGAGGAACUUUGGCUACAAAGGUCCCCACGGGCGAGCUCAGCUGCGCCCUGUCCGCUUCCCUCCCGGAGGGCUUCCAGCCGGAGGCUAUAGCAGCUGUUGCCGGGGAGCGGCUGGAUCCCGGCUCGCAGCUGACCCUCAAUGGGGCUGUGCUGGGGCUGCUGUUGAGUCACCCCGGGGGCACCCCCCUGUGGGAUUUCGGGAGGCUCUUCCACCAGCACCAUGGCCGGUGCCGGAUCUGCCCCGGCACGGCUACCGCUCGCUGCGCCACCUGCUGGGUGACAUGAAGGAGCUGGUGGUCCUGGACGAGGAGGGCAAGGAACCGUGGGUCAGGUGCCGGCAUGCAGCCUGCGACCUGCUGCCGGAGGCCAAGACCCCCAGGAGACGCCACCAUCACCCCCGGAUCCACAAGGAGGCGCCACCCAAACGGCAGCACCCAGAGGCUCCUAAAGCAGCUCCCAGGCCUUGGAACUCCUGCCACCACCUGGCUGCUCCCCCGGACCAUCCGCCGGCCGGAUCUGCCCCCGGGCACCAAGCCAGCACCUGGCUGCCCCGAGCUGUCUCGCUGAGCCACUUCCCCAGCUCCCGCCUUCCUGUGGCCGCCCACCGGCAGCCACCCCUGCUAAUCUUCACCAACCAGUCACUGGGUCUGGCAGCGUACCAGAGGGCAGCCCUGAAUAGCUCCACGCAGGCCCCCAGCCGGCUGCCCCGCCCCACCCGCCCAGCCAUCCCCCAGCUGGACCCUCCCAUGGCCGAACGGGCUGAGCUGGAGCAGAAUGUGGCGCGGGUCCUGCGGGGCCACCCUGGGGGCAUUUCCCUCUUCCGCUUCCGCCAGGCCUACGGUGCCGCCUACAGCCACCCCUUCCCCCUGGACAGCACGGCCUCGGUGAAGGAGCAGCUGGCAGCCAUGCCGGGGGUUGUCAGGGUGGAGGGCUGGGGGGUGCAGACGAUGCUCUUCCCGGUCUGCCCCCAGGAGCUCCCCAGCGAGGAGACUGGUCUCGCCCCAUCUCUGCCAGAGGCAGUCGCCGCUCUUGCCAGCCCCGAUGUGGUGCCAGCUGCCCCAGCUGUGGUCUGUCCAUCGUCUUCCAUCUUUGCCAGCUCCCCAGAGGCCACCCUGGCUCCUGCAGGCCCAGAGCAGCCCCCUGUUCCUUGCAGCCCUCCCCCAGGGCACAGAGUGGCACUGGGGGCCCCAGUUGAGAUCCCUGUAUCCCCCGCUGCCUCAGCAGCCCCCUGGUCACUGGAGAUGGGAUGGGAGCAUGGAGCCAUGGGGCCCAUCACUGAGGAGACUGAUGUCAUGGAGGGCGUCGCCAUUGCUACACCAGCUGCUGGUGCUGUGCCAUCUGAACUGGGGGCUGAGCUCUCCCUGCCAUUGGCUCUGGCAUCUUCUGUAUCCCUCUCCCCCGCAGGUUCCCCCUGGGGUCCCACCCCAGAGCUGAGCCUGGACCAUGUGGCUGCCACGGAUGCCGUCCUCUACGGCCUUAACCCUGCCCCCAGCUCUGCAAGCUGUCCCAGCCCGGAGCCAUCCUUUUCCCCAACUUUGCCAGGACCCAUGUCUGGCGGCCAUCCUCUGAUGGCUGUGGUCUCCCCUGAGCCAGACUGGUCCCCCAUCCAAGACGUCCCUGGCACCGCAGAUUCUGCCAGCGAAAGACCACCUUUCAGACCCCUGCCUCUGGGUGAGCCCAGCUUGGCAUCCCCCUACAAACAUCGGAAUGACAGGGGGGCAACAUGGGCGGCCAUCAAGCCAGAGUCCCGUCUGCCCCAUAUCUCCCCGCUCCGCCCCCCAUCUAUGGGGAGUAAGGGGAAGCCACUCAAGCACAAACCUGACCUCUGUGUCCUUCUGUGAUGUGGGUGUUGUAAGUUGACAGCAUUUGUGUGGAAAUGGGGGAGAGGCACGAAAUUGACAUGGGGGGGACAACACAAUGGGCUCGGUCAGGCUGGGUAGGAGGGGGAUUGUAGGACAAGCACCCGCAUGGGUUAGAAACGCUUCUCUCCUACUAGGAGAGAGGGAGCCGGGUUCUGCCCUGGCUCCUGCAUCACCAGCUGAGAGCUGAUCUGGAGUGGGCGGGGAAGGGGAGAAGGGGGCAGGGGUUGAUGUGGGGUUGGGUGGAGUCUUCAUGAUGGGCAGCAGGCUGGUUUAAAUGUAGGUGGAUGGCCCCAUAUCCUCGCAAUGCCCCAGCCUGGGGCUGGAUUGGCCCCAGUGCCCCCUAGAGGUGGAAGGCAGCUGUGUCCCAGUGAGGCAGCCCUUUCCUCCCCCAGUAGCACGGGUCUGAGUGGGAGGUGGAAUCACCCUUAAAGCUGGGGUCUGUCUGGGAUUCAGCCAUCUGGGGUGGAUCCAGAACCCACCCUCUUUUAGUAGGGGCUGGGGCAGAUCUAGAACCCAACCUAGCGUGGUGGAACCUUCACCAGUCGGGGGAAAUCUGUUGAAUCUAGAACUCACUUGGUUUGUGAAAGGGGGUCUAGAACAUGUUCCACUCAGUGGGGGAGGGAAAUCUAGAACCAGCUAGAUUCUGGUGCGGGGCAUCUGGAACACACUCUGUUUGUUCAGGACAUGGUGGGAUCUAGAACCCGUUCCACUUUGCUGAAUCUAGAACCCCCUCGAUUAUGUGGGGUCCUGAGGAAUGUAGCACUGAUUCUGGUGGAGAAUCUAGAACAUGCUCCAUUUUGUUGUGGGUUGAGGACUCUAGAACCCCCUCCAUUCUCUGGGGAUCUAGCCCCCAACCUGUUUUGGUGGGAGGAUCCACAUACCCAGUGUUAUGGGGGGCUGGUGGGAGAGGGUCUGUGGCUGCUCCAGAGCCAUAUCAUGGCCCUGAGCAAAGGGAACAAUUAUUUAAAUAUUUAUUUUCCACCCCUCCAGGGGAAUCUUGUCUCAUAUUUUAUUUGAUGAAUCUCCAGUUGUUCUCCUAAUAAAACUUGCUUCCUGAAUGA
Molecule: messenger RNA, 2928 nt
Organism: Chelonia mydas (Green sea turtle)
Lineage: Eukaryota; Metazoa; Chordata; Testudines; Cheloniidae
Product: SH3 domain-containing protein C23A1.17-like
Exons: 4
Coding region: 287-1846 (519 amino acids)
Source: RefSeq, a predicted model, not a curated record